GGAUGGAAAUGCUAUUUUUCCUGACCUUGCUUGGCGGUUGUAAAUCUAUAGUACGAAAAUGAAAUUAGUGCAUAAUAAAUAGUAUGCCUAUAGAAUAUUUUAUUUCUCCUUAAAGUCGCAACAGCUAUCAAGCCCGAAGGUAUUUUGGACACCACCAAAUGAAAAUGACUUCAUAAGUAGCAGACUGACACCUGGCGACUCUCCCUCCCCGCCUUCUGUCUGCAUAUAGUGAAGGUUAGAGACGUAAUGUGUUGCUCAUAGGAUCAAACUUCCGAAGUCUGUCUCCGUGAUCUGGAUUCUAAAUCGAGGUAUAAAACCCAAAAGGCAAAGAAACACCUGUAAAAAGUAUCGUUAUCGCAGAAAAGCGACACGUCUUUUCUACAUUUUUUCCAGGUUUAGCGAAUGUAUUCGAUACUGGAGGAAUUUUAUUCAACGAUAUAAGAAAUGUUGUCGUGACUCAUGCGCGUGUAGUAAUGGAUAAAUAGACAAUUGACGGUCAAAAACCGCAAAGCAAACGCACUUCAUCUGAAAAGGCUAGGUGGAUGGGAUUUUUUUUUGCUGUCUAGUGAUAUUGAAGGCAUUUUCUUUGGAAUAUUAAAUGGGAUUUAAUCCUGAAUGGUGACAAAGAUAUAAUUUCCAAGAGUUUUUGGAGAGCCUGCACCUGUACACCUGUGAAGAGUCGUUCGCACGUGACCUAUAACUUUUCAUCUUGAGUAAAACAAAGAGGCUUUAGUGCAAGUGACAGCGAGUACACCGAAGUGACGACUUUUGUAUCUGAGGACUGAUGGCGGCGUCUGCACCUUCUUCUGGCGGCGAUUCCGAUCCCAACACGACUAAUUUACGACCACCAUCCACAACCUAUGACGCUUGGUGCGGAGUUGCACAUGGAUGUACAAGGAAACUCGGGAUGAAGAUUUGUGGUUUCCUUCAGAAGAACAACAACCUGGAAGAGAGAACUAGGAUCGCAAGUUCCUUCAAAGAAAGCCAGUCUUCCAAGAACGUUCUGUCUAGUGAAAACAGUAGUAGAGACUCCAGGUUUAGGCGCGACGAAACUGAUUUUUCUAAUCUCUUUGCUAGAGAUUUGUUGCCUGGAAAAAAUGGAGAGGAGCCAACCAUGCAGUUCUUGCUGGAGGUUGUCGACAUUCUCACGAACUAUGUGAGGAAGACCUUCGACAGAUCUACUAAAGUCCUCGACUUCCACCAUCCACACCAGCUGCUUGAAGGCAUCGAGGGCUUCAACCUAGAGCUCUCUGACCAGCCCGAAUCUCUAGAGCAGAUCCUAGUGGACUGCAGAGACACCUUGAAGUACGGUGUGAGAACAGGUCAUCCCAGGUUUUUCAAUCAGCUGUCCUCAGGGCUCGACAUCAUUGGCUUAGCUGGAGAAUGGCUCACUUCCACAGCAAACACAAACAUGUUCACAUACGAGAUUGCCCCAGUGUUUGUGCUCAUGGAACAGCUGGCCCUUAAGAAGAUGAGAGAGAUUGUUGGCUGGCCAGGUGGAGAAGGAGAUGGAAUAUUCUCCCCAGGAGGUGCCAUAUCUAACAUGUACAGCGUGAUGGUAGCGCGCUACAAGUACUUCCCCGAAGUCAAAACUAAAGGAAUGGCAGUGGCUCCCAGACUAGUGCUCUUCACCUCAGAGAAUAGUCAUUACUCAAUAAAAAAAUCGGGUGCAGCUCUAGGCUUUGGAGUCGAAAAUGUCAUCUUGUUGAAGUGUGAUGAGAGGGGAAGAGUCAUUCCAGCUGACUUAGAGGCCAAGAUUAUUGAUGUUAAACAAAAGGGCUACGUCCCACUCUUUGUCAACGCUACAGCUGGAACAACUGUGUAUGGAGCAUUUGACCCCAUCAACGAAAUUGCGGAUCUCUGUGAAAAAUACAACAUCUGGCUCCACGUGGAUGGAGCCUGGGGAGGCAGUCUACUGAUGUCCAGGAAGCACCGGCACAAGCUGAGCGGCAUUGAGAGGGCCAAUUCAGUCACCUGGAAUCCACACAAGAUGAUGGGUGUGCCAUUGCAGUGCUCUGCCAUCUUGGUCAGAGAAGUGGGUCUACUCCAGGGGUGCAACCAGAUGUGUGCUGGGUACCUCUUCCAGCAAGAUAAGCAGUAUGAUGUCACCUAUGACACUGGUGACAAAGCCAUCCAGUGUGGUCGACAUGUGGACAUCUUCAAGUUUUGGCUGAUGUGGAAGGCAAAGGGAACAAUAGGAUUUGAGCAACACAUCAACAAGUGCUUGGAGCUCUCUGAGUAUCUCUACACCAAAAUAAAGAACCGAGAGGGAUAUGAGAUGGUGUUCCAGGGAGAGCCACAGCACACAAACGUCUGCUUCUGGUACAUUCCGCCCAGCCUGAGAGGAAUCCCCGAUAGUGAGGAGAGGUUGGAGAGACUGCACAAGGUGGCACCUAAGAUCAAAGCAAGGAUGAUGGAGACAGGGAGCACCAUGGUGGGCUACCAGCCUCAAGGGGACAAAGUCAACUUUUUCCGCAUGGUCAUCUCUAACCAUGCCGCCACCAAGUCCGACAUCGACUUCCUGAUCGAUGAGAUUGAACGACUGGGGCAGGACCUCUAGGAGCUUUGCCCUGGAAAUGGCCACCUUCCUCUUUUUGUAACAGCUUCACCGUGAGCUGAAGGAACCUAGGGUCGCGAUUCUAAGUGCUGCCAUUAUCCUACACGAUCCCAUAUUCUUUUCAAAGGUAAAAAUCCAUAAUAUACAGUGCGUUCUGUCUCAUGUGUUUUCUAGUCUGUUCUGUCCCUUAGUGAGCCUAUAGAUAUAACUGUCGUAUUUGAGAAUUUGUUGAAUGUGGGAAUUGGACCCAUACACUGGAAUGGCUCAACGAGUCGAUCUGAGUGACCACUUCAUCUGUGAGGUGUGUGAACGCACAUGAGGCCCUGAUAUGAUAUAUACUAAUAUAAUGGAAUAUAUGUUAUAAUAUAUUGACUAUUGGUGCUUUUUGCCGUACAUAUAACUACCAAAUCAGAUGCACCACCUUAGAUGUUUUUCCCCUUUAGGUGUGAAGUAGUGGGGAACACGUGAACAGUCAUCGUGACGGGUACUGUAUUCUAUUGCUGUUUCCAGAGAUAAUUGAAUUUUUGUGUAGAUUGUGUAUAGUACUGUUAUAUUGCCUUUGUGAGAAAAACAUAAAUGUCAUAGUUUUACAAUGAGAUGUUUAAAUAAUAAUUACAGUAAAAGGAACAUAUACUGUACAUAUAUAAUUGAAUAUCGCUUUAUUUAUAUUAAGAGAUAAGCAGUGUUAAAAAUCUAGUAUUUUCUUCCAUUUGUAAUGUAUUGUAUCUUUGUUUAUGUUAAAAAUCAUUCUAUAAAGAAAAAGUAACAUUUAACAUAUUUUAGCGUAUUUGUGAGCCAAAGAAAAAACAAUUUGUGACAGUUGCAUAUGUAUGUCCUUAAAGUAACAAAUAUAUAGAUAUUACAAAAUUAUAUGAUAUCUAUUAGAAAUAUAAUUUAAUGCUCUAAACCUUAGUGCAAUCUGUAGGUUAUGUAGGUGUGAUAUAUGUUGUGUAUCACAUUGACUGAGUACUUCAGUCAUCCAAUAUGCUAAACUGACUUCCUUACUUAGUAACAAGCACAAUGCUUAGCAAAUGUGGGCUCUAUCAUUCUGGGGAAAAAAAAGAUGCUCAUGUGUGAUGAAUAUGAAGUUUACCGCAAAACCUGUUUGUGAAAAUUGUUUUUGGGUGACUAAUCAGUUCAGAUCUAUGUUCACACUAACAAAACAAUACUGAUGCUGAUUUUGUUUUUUGGAUUUGAAUACGUACAUUGUAACCACUGAUAUUUUCCGAAGAAAUAUGAACUUUCCGAAACACUGCUGGUUGAACACUUUGUUUUGGAAACUGACAGACUGAAGGCAGGCCCUUUACUAUCUGAUCACAUUUGUAAUGUUCAUCAUGAUGAAAACCACUGCAUUUACAGCACCAAUAAAAUGUCUUUAAAAUCCC
Molecule: messenger RNA, 3942 nt
Organism: Brienomyrus brachyistius
Lineage: Eukaryota; Metazoa; Chordata; Actinopteri; Osteoglossiformes; Mormyridae
Product: glutamate decarboxylase 1
Exons: 17
Coding region: 785-2560 (591 amino acids)
Biological process (GO): GABA biosynthetic process
Cellular component (GO): cytoplasm; presynaptic active zone
Molecular function (GO): pyridoxal phosphate binding; glutamate decarboxylase activity
Source: RefSeq, a predicted model, not a curated record